This is a messenger RNA of Phaedon cochleariae (mustard beetle), 924 nucleotides long. The record is from the annotation of a GenBank genome assembly. NCBI's taxonomy places the organism in Eukaryota, Metazoa, Arthropoda, Insecta, Coleoptera, Chrysomelidae.
CGAACAUCAAGAUUACAGCACUUUGAUCUCAGCCGGCUGGCAGAAGAACGAAGAUUCCGAUCAGCCUGGAUUAUCACACCAAGAUAAGAUAUGAGUGCUCGAAAUACCUAUAAAGUACCUAUUCGAGAUACAGUCCACUCUGUUUCUUCUCAAGUGCGAGGCUAUAUGACAACCAAGACUUCAACCAGUAAUGAUGGAUCCAGAUCAGAUCAAGAGACCUUCAGAGAGCUGCUUGCAUAUAAGCAAUCACUUCAAAUGGAAUUGAAACACUAUGAAUCUAAUACUAAAUAUAAUGAUGAUGUCAUGAAUGAAACUGACAGUUACGAAAGUUGUGGAGUUAUUCCCGCAAAUACAAAGCUCCAAAUUACUAUCAAUACCAACGACAAAACUGAAACGCCCUUCAUAGAAAUUUAUUUAUCGACAAAUAAUUCAACAAUAAUCAGAUCCACAACGAUAUUUGCUGAAGGAAUCUUUGAAACAGGUGAAACUCAAGUUAUCCAUCCUCCACUAACGAAACUCAGCUCUGAAUUGACUAUACCAAUAUUCAUGGGGAAAGAUAAUCCUGUGGAUAUCCAUCUCAAGGCAUUUGUUGGAUAUCCGAAUAGUACACAAUUUCACGUUUACGAAAUAACCAGGCAAAUCCCCAAAUUUUCUAUGUAUUCCUUGAAGAGGAUAGAUACUCAAGAAAGACCUGAUAGUUAUGUCCAGUUCAAGCUGAAUGAACGAUUGCAGAGAAUCUGCAUGUGGAUUAAUCAGAAUUUCCUGUUCCCUGCGGAUAUAGUACUCGACACGCAGCCAAAUUCAACUCUGAAUCUGAAAUGCCUUCGAGAUAAUAAUGACCUGGUAAUGAUCUUCGAGAUAUCAGGUAGAGUGUCUAUACAUACGAACAAUCUACUCUUGGCUGCAGAUUUGGUGCAAUCUUUG